AUGAAAUUAGCUAAAUUAUUCUAUUUCGUUGCCUUCCUUAUAACUAUUAAAGUGUUUGUUCCAGGAAUUAACAAUGACGUAUGUGUUGAAGCAAAAAGUGCAGGAUCUGAUGCCAAAUCAUUAAAAAAAUUAGAUAAUGAUUUUAUGAGAAAAAAAAGAAAUAAAAGAAUUAUGAUCAUAUCAUCAAUUGCUACUAGUUUAGCUCUAAUUCUUGGUGGAGCUUUAGGAGGAUAUACAUAUUAUCUUGAGAAAAAAAACAAAUCACCAAAUACAAAGGUUCCACAAACUCCACAAACUCCACAAACUCCACAAACCCCACAAGCUCCACAUACUCCAUCAGCCCCUACUACCAGCAGACCCAUUGGUAAAGGAGAAACAAGAAACCUAAGUCGAUCACAAGAAGAUAUUUCUAGUUCUUCAUCCUCUGCAAGCCACAAAACUUAUGCUCAUUAA
Plasmodium gonderi is the source of this 453-nucleotide messenger RNA. Its product is annotated as early transcribed membrane protein. The transcript has a single exon. Bases 1 to 453 code for a protein of 150 amino acids. The record is from RefSeq and is a predicted model, not a curated record. Lineage: Eukaryota; Apicomplexa; Aconoidasida; Haemosporida; Plasmodiidae.